AUGUCAAACUCUUCCAAUCACGAAUUACGCAUUGCAGUCAUUGGCUCUGGGACCAUUGGGCUCUCGUUUGCUGCUCUGCAUCUGUCACACCCGAGCAAAGCGACACAAGUCGUCAUUUACGAUCCUCGACCUGACCUGAAAGAGUACAUCGAGUCAACACUGCCAAAUUAUCUCGACUCGAGUUUGUCUAGCCUGUCUUCGCUACUGGAUUCAAACCGCCUCGUGAUCGGAUCGUCUUUGCCAUCUGCAGUGGAAGCCGCCGACAUCAUUCAGGAACAAGGCCCAGAAAAUGUAGCCUUUAAACAGAGUAUAUGGCCACAGAUUGAAAAGGCAGCUCCAGCAACAGCAUUGUUCUGGUCCAGCACGUCCGGUAUCCCAGCGUCCGUCCAGGGUGCUGAUAUGCAAGAGCCGGCGCGUUUGUUGAUUGUGCAUCCUUUCAACCCACCGCACAUCAUGCCUGUACUUGAAGUUGUUCCGUCAGGCGGGGCAAAUGGCAGCCUAGCCUCGAAGCCGUACAUAGAAAGAACAGUCGAAUAUUGGAAGGCCUUGAAUCGGUUGCCUGUCAUCUUGCAAGAAGAAGUCACCGGAUUCGUGGCCAACCGUUUGUCCUUUGCCUUGCUUCGAGAGGCCGUCCACCUCGUCAAUUCUGGCGUGGUCACGGCCGAAGAAGUCGAUCGUAUCGUCGAAGAGAGCAUGGGCCCACGAUGGGCCGUCAAGGGACCGUUCUGGAGUUAUCAUGCCGGCGGGGGGAAGGAAAAAGGGCUGAAGGGAUUUUUGGAGAAGAUCGGAGACACGGUGCAGGCUUGUUGGGACGAUGCUGGGACACCGUCGCUGCAGAGAGAUGGAAAUGGCCCGUCGGCAUGGGAACGGAGCCCAUAUCAACUUCCCCUCCCCACCGCCCUUCAACUCUUAACUUUCAUACCAUCUGUCGACCUCGUGUACGAUUGUUCAUCUGCACACAUGUCUCAGUGGGAGGCGUCCAACGAUUUGGAGGGUGCUGCUGGUGCCAACGAUGACUUCGACUCCCAUGCCCCUGGUCCUUCCCAGGCCUUCGCUCCCCUAAAGGAGCAGCACGACGAUGGAUAUUAUGCUGGUGGUGGCGGCCAGGACGCAUAUGUUGGCGACGACACCUGCCGCAACUGUGGCCAGCCAGGUCAUUUUGCCCGUGAAUGCCCCGAACCACGCAAGGGUGGCGGCGCCUGCUUCAACUGCGGUGAAGAGGGCCACAACAAGGCCGACUGCCCCAACCCCCGCGUUUUCAAGGGCACCUGCCGCAUUUGCAACGAGGAGGGCCAUCCUGCGAUGGAAUGUCCUCAGCGCGCACCUGACGUCUGUAAAAAUUGCCGCAAAGAGGGUCACAAAACUUCCGAAUGCAAGGACAAUCGUUCAUUCGAUCUCAACGAUGUGCCUGACAAGACUCCGCAAGAAGCUUGGGCUGGCCUGAAGAAGGCAGAUGAGGAACGUGAUCUGGACGACUUUCGUGAUGCUUUCAAGGUGUAUGCAAAGGCUGAGCCCGCCGUGACCUUUGUUGACAUCGAGAAGAAGCUCCGCGCAGAGAACGCUAAUGUUUACCUGAUUGCACUUGAGAAGCAGAAGGAGGGUUUCGAGAGCUACACCCUGAUCGAUCUUCAGGGCAAACUGGAUUGCACCUAUGUGGUCAGCUUCUUUUUCAGUGCCAAACCGCAGCGUGUCAGUUUCAAGGAGCGCUGGCCUGAAAGCCCAGAGCAGAAUCUAGAACGUCUAGAAGAUGCUGGCUUCGCCUACGAUCGGAUGAUCCCCAAGUGCGGCAAUUGCGGAGAGUUGGGACACGGAUCCAGGGGAUGCAAAAAAGAACGAGAAGAAAUUGUUCGCAUGACAGUCACCUGCGUGGUCUGCAACGAGGCCGGACACCGGGCUCGUGACUGUACUCAGGAACGCAAGUCCAAGUUUGGCUGUCGCAACUGCGGCGCCGAGGACCACAAGGCAGCCGAAUGUACCGAGCCGAGAAGCAUGGAGGGUGUUGAGUGUCGCCGCUGCAACGAAAUGGGACACUUUGCCAAGGAUUGCCCAUCUGCACCAGCGCAGUUUGCUAAGGCGUGCCGUAAGUGUGGUGCAGAGGGCCACAUUUCUCGCGAGUGCACCGAGGAGCAAAACAUGGACCUCAUUGUUUGCAAGAACUGUGACGCCACGGGACACUACAGCCGGGACUGCCCUAAACCCAGGGACUACUCGCGCGUCAAGUGCAACAACUGUGGUAAGAUGGGACACACUGUGAAGCGUUGCUCCCAGCCUGUUGCCGAAGAAGACACCACCAUGAUUGCGGGUGAGGAGGAUGCGGAGGUGGCGCCGCCUCCAGCCGCGUCUGGUACCUGGGGUAAUGGCGACGCAGGAGACGGUUGGUAG
Messenger RNA from Talaromyces rugulosus, 2382 nucleotides. RefSeq lists its product as uncharacterized. The coding region runs from base 1 to 2382 and encodes 793 amino acids. Lineage: Eukaryota; Fungi; Ascomycota; Eurotiomycetes; Eurotiales; Trichocomaceae. The record is from RefSeq and is a predicted model, not a curated record. Gene Ontology annotation, molecular function: oxidoreductase activity, acting on the CH-OH group of donors, NAD or NADP as acceptor; NAD+ binding; zinc ion binding. The transcript has 8 exons. Gene Ontology annotation, biological process: fatty acid metabolic process.